AUGGAGAACAUCUGGCACCACCGCAAGGUCGCUGAGACGGCCGCAAAGGGCUGUAUGGUCUGCUACAAACCCUCGACCAGCGUGCUGAUCACCCCCGACAACAAGGACUUCUUCUACAUCUGCCCCUCACAUCUCAAGGACCGUAACUUCGCUUUGCCGACCGAUGACGAAGCCAAAGCCAUGGCCGACAAGAAGAAGAAGGAAGAUCUGGAGCGCGAAAUCGAGGCUGUCAAGAAGGAGUUUGACGAGAAGAUGAAGAAGAAGCAACAGAAGAAGGACAAGGCAAAGGAAAAGGACAAGGAUGCCAAGGACAAGGACAAAGACGACAAGAAGUCCGACAAGGACGAGCAAGAUAGGGACGACAAGAUCAAGGCUCUGACCGACAAGGCCGAGGCCUCAUCGGCAGCAAAGCCAGGCACAGACGACGGCCCUCGUGUCUUCCAGCUGCAGAAACACUUUUACAACAUGCGACUCGAGAAGAUGCGCAAUGCCGAAGCUGCAAAACGCAAUCGCGAACGGAUGAGGAACCCGGCCUUGUUCCCUUCGGUGCCCACCGGCAAUCCUUGA
Aureobasidium namibiae CBS 147.97 is the source of this 567-nucleotide messenger RNA. RefSeq names its product DUF1742-domain-containing protein. Gene Ontology annotation, biological process: vacuolar transport. The transcript has a single exon. The record is from RefSeq and is a predicted model, not a curated record. Lineage: Eukaryota; Fungi; Ascomycota; Dothideomycetes; Dothideales; Saccotheciaceae. The coding region runs from base 1 to 567 and encodes 188 amino acids. Gene Ontology annotation, cellular component: endosome.